This is a messenger RNA of Naegleria lovaniensis, 1644 nucleotides long. RefSeq lists its product as uncharacterized. The transcript has a single exon. NCBI's taxonomy places the organism in Eukaryota, Heterolobosea, Eutetramitea, Acrasida, Naegleriidae. The coding region runs from base 1 to 1644 and encodes 547 amino acids. The record is from RefSeq and is a predicted model, not a curated record.
AUGUCUAAAAGGGAUCAUUAUUCAUUCUUCCCGAAACCACUGCACGCCGAAGAGACGGAUGGUACUUACGGAGAAGACAUGAUCUCGUUCAAAAACAAGAAGCAAAAAUUAACUAAUAGUGAUGAAAUUAUUAGAAUUAUUAUUGUUGAUUUUUCAAAUUCUAUUCAUCGUGAUGAAGAUGACAGUGAAAAUUCCAAUCACAUACGAAGAUUGGAAUUAUUACUGAAAAAUAAAUUUUCAUUACAACAAAUAGGAAAGAAGAAAUGGCUUCAGAAUCGAGAAUUGAAAUAUUAUGAAUUCUUUCCAGUGGAGUUUAUGAAUGAUAAAGCAUUUGCGUUGAACCAUAUUAAAAAGUAUGGUUAUGGAUUAGAAAAUACAUCACCUACACUUCAACAAGAUAGAGAUUUUGUGUUGCAAGCGCUUCAAUACCAGAGAAUAGAAUUGCGAUGUGUGAGUGACACCUUUUCAAAUGACAAACAAGUAGUAUUAGCAGUGGUUACUCAGGAGGCAGAAGCAUUUGAAGAUGCCUCUAACGAGCUUCGAAAUGACAAGAACUUUGUGCUGGAAGUACUUCAAAAGAAUGGUAAUGCAUUGCUGUUUAUUGGACCCACUCUUGUUUCAGAUAGAGAGGUUGCUUUAGCUGCCGUGAAGAACAAUGGUGAAGCAUUAAUGUGUUUUCAGCAUGGCCCUUUCAAAGACGACAAGGAAAUAAUUUUUGAAGCACUGAAACAGAAUAACCAGGCACUUAGAUGGGUAUCAAAGAAUUUACUUGAAGAUCAAAAUUUCAUAUUACAAGUUUUGAAAUUAUUAGCUUUUCCAGAGCUCACUACGUUUGAUUAUUCAAACAAGGAAAUGAUGCUCAAAGCUAUCCAAGAAUUUGGAUUUUUACUCAAAUAUGCCAGUGCUGAGCUCAAAAGUGAUCGAGAUAUUGUCUUGAAUGCAGUAAGGAAAGAUGGUAGAGCUCUUGAAUUUGCCUGUGAUGAAUUGAAGAAGGACCGAGAAGUCGUAUUUCACGCUGUUCAACAAAAUGGCCACACAUUUCGAUUUGCCUCUGCAGAGUUAAGGGGUGACAGAGAAAUUGCCUUGACUGCUGUAAAGUGUACUGGUUAUGCUCUUGAAUUUGCAUCCACAGAGUUACAGAACGACAAGGAAGUAGUAUUAACUGCUGUUCGUCGUAAUGCUGGUGCUCUGGUAAACGCAUCAUCUGACAUGAGAAGUGAUAAGGAAAUUUUAUUAGAAGCAAUCAAACAUGAUGCAUACGCUUUACAAUAUUCGUCUCAUAUUCUUAGAAGGGACAAGGAAUUUUUAUUACAAGCUGCGCAACACGGAUGUAACCGAAUUCUAAGAUGGCCACCAAUAGAUAUACGUUCAGACAGGGAAUUUGCACUAAAAGUAGUCAAAUGCAACGGCCUCUGUCUAGCAUUCUCGGAUGUGGAGAAAAUUUGGUCUGAUAAAACCCUACAACUAGAAGCAGUGAAGAACAAUGGGUAUGUAUUGCAUGCAAGAGAAGAAUUCCAGAAAGAUCCAGAGCUUGUAAUGGAAGCUCUCAAAAGCAAUGGCUAUGUUUUAGAGUACAGCGAUGAAUUAUAUCGAACACGAAUGGAAUGUUGUUACUUUGGAGCGUUUUUAGGCAAAACUGAGUGA